CGCCCUACGGGCUGUGACUGGGGCAGGUGCAUUGCUGAGCGGUUGAGGAAUGACCACGAGCAUAGGUAAUCGAACCGCUGGGUAAACAGGGAGCAGUAGAGCCGAUGGGUGAUCUGAAAGACUUCAUAAGAACCCCGUGGAAGAGACAAACCCUGAAUGAGCAGUUAACGAGCCCGUACUUGUAGCUAUGCGGCUGAGAUCAGGCCCAGGUGAUGGUCGCCAUUUUUAUAGAGCAACGAGGAAGGUGCGCAUGCGCGACCAUAAUUAUGUGCGGCAUUGCACAGCAGUGCGCAUGCGCGGCGAUCCUGGAUCCGGAAGACAGAAUGUUCUGAAUUUCAAUCCUGGUCUAACAGUGAUAACUUCUGUAAACCCCUUUACAAGGGGUUAGGAGGGGAGGCGUUCCAGACGGGAAACUCAAAACAAACAUCAUGUCACAUGUUCUGGUGAAGAGUCAUACGGACUCGAAACGUUAACUGUGCUCCUCUCCGCAGAUGCUGUCAGAUUUGCUGAGUUUUUCCAGGUAUUUUUAUUUUUGUUUUGGAUUUCCAGCAUCCACAGUUUUUUGCUUUUAUCAUGUCAAGAUCUGACAAUCACUCAGUUCACCAGGACCUGAAUAUCAUCAGUCUUUGAAUGUGGAAGGUGAAAUGUUUGCUCUGUGGGAGAAGAUUUCAAACAUCAGUGACUGGAAAAGCACCAAGACACACACACCUGAGGGAGAGUGUUCCAGUAUACUGGCUGUGGAAAGAGCUUUAACCAAUUUCACAGCCUGAAAAACAUAUUGAACCAUUCACUUUGGGGAGACACUGUACAAAGGUUCUGGUGGUUGAGGCUUCCACUGAUCAUCUAGCCUGGAGAGAUGCAUGGACACUGCACCAUGGAGAAACCAUUGAAAUGUGGGGACUGUGGGAAAGGAUUCACUUUCCCAUCCCAGCUGGAAACUCAUCAACGCACCCACACUGGGGUGAGGCCAUUCACCUGCUCUGUCUGUUGGAAGGGAUUUACUCGCUCAUCCAACCUAGCAUUACACCAGCGGGUUCACACUGGUGAAAGGCCUUUUACCUGCUCCGUGUGUGGGAAGGGAUUCAUUAAUUCAUCCAACCUCGUGUCACACCAGCGAGUUCACACUGAGAAGAAACCAUUCAGCUGCACUUCCUGUGGAAUGAGCUUCAGACUUUCAUCCACCCUGCAGCAACACCAGCGAAUUCACACUGGGGAGAAACCAUUCAGCUGUACUGACUGUGAAAAGAGCUUCAGGCAUUCUAGCAGCUUCAUUGUACACCAGCGAGUUCACACCGGGAAGAGGCCGUUCACCUGCUCCAUGUGUGGGAAAGGGUUCACUCAGUCAUCCAAUCUAGCAUUACACCAGCGAGUUCACACUGGGGAGAGACCGUUCACCUGCUCCAUUUGUGGGAAGGGAUUCACUGAUUCAUGCCAAUUGCUGAGACACGAACGAGUUCACACUGGGGAGAGGCUGUUUACCUGCUCAGAGUGUGGGAAGGGAUUUCCUGAUUCAUCCCAAUUGCUGAGACACGAGCGAAUUCACAAGUCACUGCAGGGGUUGGGUUCUGCUGUUAUGGAUGCUGUUAAUUACAACCAGGCCUGAAUUAUGAUCAUACUGAUUGGUCAGGCUUGUUUCUUCUGAUAAUUACAGGGAUUAUUAAUAUUCUGGAUCUAUAGCUGAUGGUGUUUUCAGGGCUGCGGUGUCCCUUUAAGAACCACUGUCUGUGAUCCUUCCCCAUAAUUCAGGAACUCUCUUCAAAAAUUAGUUUACAACAAGAUCAUGAACUUUUACUUCAAUCCUAAAUUAAUCUUUGGUACGAACUCUACAAUUUAGUGUCUGAAAGGUCCACUGAUUAACAUUUCUGAUUAGAAAGUGCUGAUUAAUCCUUGUUGACAAUUCUUACUGACUUGCACUUUACAAACAGUGACACAUCCAUUAUCCACCAGAAAGAAGGGGAAUGGGAUUUGGUGGAGAAUCGAGAGUCCCCAAAUGUUACCCCUCCAUCUGGUACAAGUCAAAGUAACAAGCCAAGUAACAGACUGUAAGAAAUUGCCAUCUAAUAACCUUAGAAAAUCUUCAGAAAUUUAUGGACUAUUAUAAAAAUAGCUCACUCUCUUUCUCUCAUGAAGAAAGCUUCCAUAGCAGCUUGCUGGCUAACAACACAGGACAGGCCUAUUAUCUCUGCUGAGGUCAUGCCUCUAGCACGGGCCCUGAAACAAGACAUUUCUCACCCUCAUACGAUUGGAUAUCGUGACCUAUACGUAAACCAAGUGCCUGUGUAAAGGUUAAAACAGGUUCUCGAGACCAAAAAAAGAUUUCUAAGUGAUCCAUACUGGCUUCGCCCCGAUACCCACACUCUGGCCAUUCAGAGGAGACUGCCACCACCAGCUACGGAGAUUGACGUUCACUUGCAUCAUUCGUCCGUUUAUCCUCCGGGACCGGUAAACCGUUCUCAUCUGUCGCGGCUCAUAUGCUUUUCCUGUCUAUUUAACUCCUGCAUCAUUUUACAACUCUUGCUUCUCAAUAAACUACUUUAAAAUCA
Messenger RNA from Carcharodon carcharias (great white shark), 2543 nucleotides. Its product is annotated as gastrula zinc finger protein XlCGF7.1-like. The transcript has a single exon. Gene Ontology annotation, cellular component: nucleus. Gene Ontology annotation, biological process: regulation of transcription by RNA polymerase II. Bases 857 to 1603 code for a protein of 248 amino acids. Lineage: Eukaryota; Metazoa; Chordata; Chondrichthyes; Lamniformes; Lamnidae. The record is from RefSeq and is a predicted model, not a curated record. Gene Ontology annotation, molecular function: DNA-binding transcription factor activity, RNA polymerase II-specific; RNA polymerase II cis-regulatory region sequence-specific DNA binding.